UCGCACUUUCGCCGAAUUUCGCUGUGCAACUUGCAACGGUUAAGCAUAGCAUCCCGAGCACAAUGACGGAUACAACGAAGCCCAAAGUCAUCAUAACAGGAGCCUCCGGGCUUCUCGGUCGAGCUGUCUUCAAUUGUUUUCAGAACGCUGGUUUCGAUGUUAUUGGGACAGCAUUUUCUCGGUCAGGAGAGAAGUUAGUGAAGCUGAACCUCACGGACUUUGAUGCCGUCAAACAAUUCAUCGCGAAGGAGAAGCCGGCAACUAUCAUCCACUGCGCUGCCGAGAGACGGCCAGAUGUGGCCGCAAAAGACACGGAGGGCGCCAGGAAGUUGAACAUCGCGGCCACGGAAAACAUCGCCCAAGCCGCCAAGGAAGCCGGCAGCUGGCUUGUCUACAUCUCCACCGAUUAUGUGUUCGAUGGGAACAACCCGCCUUACGAGGUUGAUGCCAAAGUCAAUCCUUUGAACUUUUAUGGUCAGACAAAGUACGAGGGAGAAGUGACGCUGUCGAAAACGUACCCGGAGGCCGCCAUUCUCCGGGUGCCUAUUCUGUACGGACCCACUGAGUACGAUAGCGAGUCGGCGGUCAACAUCCUUCUGGAAAUCAUUAAGAACACUGCAAAGACUGUCGAUAUGGAUGAUUUCCAAGCUCGGUAUCCUACGAAUGUUGAGGAUAUUGCGAAGGUGUUGCGACAGAUGACCGAGCGCGCGGUAUUCAAGAAAGAGGCGCUCAGUGGUGUAUUCCACUACAGUGCUCCGGAGAAAAUGACGAAGUAUCAGAUAUGCGCCGUCUUCGCUAACAUUCUGAGCCUUCCGAUCGAUCACCUAAAACCGAUCCGAGAAGCACCGAAGGAACCCGUCGCAACUCGACCUAAUGAUGCCCAUCUCGCAACUACAAGGCUGGAGACUUUGGGAUUCGAUCUCACGGCUGUCAAGUUUGAAGAUUGGUUUCGCACGUAUUUACGUCAAUGAGUUCGGCGUAUGGCGGCGAAUGAAUAGGGACUCCAAAAAUAUAAAUAGCGCGAUCGGACUACGGAUGCUGCGUAGACUACGAUCAAACAGUGGAACUUUUCGCCGUGUCCCCGAGAUGAGCUCAUAGAACGUUGGGUGGUAGAAGCCCGAGUAUGUAGUUUCCAAGCUAUUACUGUGCGGCGUUCUGUUUCGCAAGGUUGUUUUGGAGAUGCUGCCGUAUCGUUGCAAGAGGGUUCCCUUUGAACGUUGGAUGCUGAAUGACUUUCUGUAAUCGAAUGAUUUCGUUCACCC
This is a messenger RNA of Fimicolochytrium jonesii, 1262 nucleotides long. RefSeq lists its product as uncharacterized. Gene Ontology annotation, cellular component: methionine adenosyltransferase complex. Gene Ontology annotation, molecular function: methionine adenosyltransferase regulator activity. The record is from RefSeq and is a predicted model, not a curated record. Gene Ontology annotation, biological process: S-adenosylmethionine biosynthetic process. NCBI's taxonomy places the organism in Eukaryota, Fungi, Chytridiomycota, Chytridiomycetes, Spizellomycetales, Powellomycetaceae. Bases 63 to 971 code for a protein of 302 amino acids. The transcript has 9 exons.